AUGACUUUCCCUUCUGUCUUGUUGCUUUCUUUUUUGGCCAUGUUCAUCACUAUUGAUGCCCAGAUGGGUGUCAAACAGCAGCUUCUGAGUACAUUCAUCUAUACUUUACAUGGAGACAGAACGCCUCUUGUCCUGUCAACAUCACCCACUCUGACGCCUCUCGGUGCUCAACAGUUGUAUGAAGCCGGCAACAGGGUUCGCCAGACAUAUGUGACACCCAACGCGAACGGCAGCAUUACCAUCCACGGCAUUUCACCUUAUCAGCUGGAGUACGACCAAUUGACUGUGUUGUCGACCAGUGACCAAUAUGUGUUCGCAUCGGCUCAGGCUUUCCUGCAGGGAUUGUACCCUCCCCUGCAGACGUCGUCCAAUUAUACAUACAUUGACGGUCAAAGCACCGUCCAGAACGGCACCAACCUUGUGGCUCCUCUCCAGGGCUACCAGUAUCCGAAUAUCAUGACUCUUUCAACCAACGACCUGAAUUCGAUAUGGCUCAGUGGUUGGAAAAAUUGUCCCGCAUACUCAUCCUCGUCAAAUGAUUACUAUGAAACCGAAUCCUUCCAGAGCCUCCAGAAUCGCAGCCAGGAGUUCUAUACGAGCCUUCAGCCGGAUUUCCUGAAGGGAAUCUUUCCGAACGCUUCAGUCGGCUAUUUGAACGCGUACAACAUCUACGACUAUCUCAACUAUGCCUACGUCCAUAACACCUCCGCUGCAGACCUUUUGACUCCCGCAAUGUUGACUGAAGCAAGAACCCUUGCCGACGAUCUGGUCUUUGCCCUGAAUGCAGACACAACAGCUUCUGGAUCAACUGCUGGAGAUCAUAUCCGAGCAAUAGCCGGCAGGACAUUGGCCACCCGGAUCAUGCAAGCCUUCUACACAACCAUCAACACCCAGGGCGCCUCAGACAAAAUGACCCUGGCUUUUGGAAGUUACGAGCCCAUGGUUGCGUUUGCAGCUUUGGCUCGUCUAGUGUCUCCUCUCAAUUCGGCAUUUUAUAACGUUCCUGCCUCAGGGUCGAGUUUUAUCUUGGAGCUGAUUUCCAUGCAGAGUGGCAAUACUGACGCAUAUCCCGAGACCUCGGACAUGUUUAUCAGGUUUCUAUACCAGAAUGGCACCGACGACGAUUCUUCGCCAGUGGCAUACCCCUUGUUUGGUCUCAGUCCAAGUCAAACCUUGAUAUCAUUCACCGACUUUGUCGCGGGUCUGCAAGAGUUUGAAAUUUUCAAUGUUGAAGAUUGGUGCAAAACAUGCAGUAGCUUCAGCGUGUUCUGUCCCGCCUUUGUUGGUACGAAUGGUAGCUUGGACUCUGCAGGCCAAGUUCCCUCCCAUCAGAAGGGUCUGUCGCCAGCCGUUGCCGGCGUGGUUGGCGCCAUUGUCACUCUUGCCGUUGCUGCUUUGUUACUUGGUACGGCAAUGUUAUUUGGUGGUAUGAGGUUUCAUCGAGUCCACACCAAGCGCAUGUCUGAACUGGGAGGGUUCAAGGGCGCUAAGAAGCUGGCCAGCGACCAGGAUCUAACCAUUCCAAAGGGCAAUGUAGGGGCAGUGGUCGUCACAAGCGAAGAGCCGACUAUCAUAAGAGGUCACGAACGAGUCGGCAGCUGGGAGCUCAAAGAUCAAGCAAAGGCAGAGGAAGCACAAGGUCGCAUAAUCAGUGCUGGCACUCCUCAGCUGCCACGCCCAAGCUAUGAAGGCGACGACGAGGAUAUGCCAGUCGGUCCCGAUACCGUCCCCGUCCACCCACGAAGCCAUAUAUGA
Capronia coronata CBS 617.96 is the source of this 1755-nucleotide messenger RNA. RefSeq lists its product as uncharacterized. Gene Ontology annotation, molecular function: phosphatase activity. Gene Ontology annotation, biological process: dephosphorylation. The record is from RefSeq and is a predicted model, not a curated record. NCBI's taxonomy places the organism in Eukaryota, Fungi, Ascomycota, Eurotiomycetes, Chaetothyriales, Herpotrichiellaceae. The coding region runs from base 1 to 1755 and encodes 584 amino acids. The transcript has a single exon.